AUGGGCCGGCCCGCGGGACGCCCCGAGCGCCUGUGCCGGGGGCUGCUGGCGCUGCUGCUGGCGCUGGGCCGCCUGGCGCCGCCGCUGCUGGCCAAGAGCCUGGAGCCGGUCUCCUGGAGCGCCGCCAACGCCAAGUUCGUGUCUGGCACAGGGCUGGUGCUUUACCCAGAAAUUGGGGACAAGCUGGACAUAAUCUGUCCGAAGGGAGAGCCAUCCAAACCCUAUGAAUAUUACAAGUUGUACCUGGUGAAACGGGACCAAGCAGCGUCCUGCAGCACCGUCAUGGACCCUAACGUGUUGGUGACCUGCAACAGGCCUGAGCUGGAAAUCCGUUUUACCAUCAAAUUUCAGGAGUUCAGCCCCAACUAUAUGGGCUUGGAAUUCAAAAGACACCAGGAUUACUUUAUCACAUCCACCUCCAACGGGUCCCUCGAGGGCUUGGAGAACAGAGAAGGCGGCGUCUGUGAAACUCGCUCCAUGAAGAUCAUCAUGAAAGUGGGACAGGCUCACCUCAGACUGGAGUCCAUACGGAUCCAGUGUUAUCUGGACGACAUCCUCAUACAAUCAGGGUCGGUCCAGGCGGCGCAGUCAGAGGUGGCCCGCACAAUAGAGGUACUCCAGGAUCAUGGAUUCUUG
Protobothrops mucrosquamatus (brown spotted pit viper) is the source of this 636-nucleotide messenger RNA. Its product is annotated as ephrin-B1. Gene Ontology annotation, biological process: axon guidance; ephrin receptor signaling pathway. The transcript has 4 exons. Lineage: Eukaryota; Metazoa; Chordata; Lepidosauria; Squamata; Viperidae. The annotation marks the transcript as partial. The record is from RefSeq and is a predicted model, not a curated record. Gene Ontology annotation, molecular function: ephrin receptor binding. Gene Ontology annotation, cellular component: plasma membrane.